Messenger RNA from Marchantia polymorpha subsp. ruderalis, 1393 nucleotides. The record is from the annotation of a GenBank genome assembly. NCBI's taxonomy places the organism in Eukaryota, Viridiplantae, Streptophyta, Marchantiopsida, Marchantiales, Marchantiaceae.
AAAAGCGGCGAGUCCUCCCCCUGGGACCUUAUGAACGCUUCGGUGCAUUUUGUCGGUGGGACCCAUGGGUGGACCGCCGUGAUGAAUUGGUUUCUCGACGAUGAAUUCGUUGUUUCGAAACCCACAUGGGAUUUCAUGAUCCUCGUCUGAUGAUUUUCGAAGGAGAGCCGAAUACGUCGGUGCUAGCUAUGGCAACUUUGCGCCGGUCGGGUGGGCUUGAGUAGGAGCGGUCAGAGCAAAAGGGCAGUUGCAAAUCGCCGGGAAAGGCCGAGAGUUUGGUAUACAGGAAUAAAAUCUUCGUCGUGAAGAUGGCGUCGAAAUUGGCUUCGUUUUGGAAUCAUCCUGCUGGCCCGAAGACAAUUUUCUUCUGGGCUCCUGCAAUGAAGUGGGGAAUAUCGUUUAUCAACAUUCUUGAUUUUCAAAAGCCUCCAGAAAUGAUAUCUUUCAAUCAGCAGGCAGCCUUGACGACUUCAGCAGUUAUAUGGUGUCGCUAUUCGGUGGUCAUUGUGCCGAAAAACUAUAACCUGGCGGCGGUGAACAUGCUUAUGGCAGCAACAGGAAUAUAUCAAAUGCAAAGAAAAAUCCGGCAUGACAAUGCAAUGUCAGAGGGGCCAAAAAUAAAGAGGUGACUCCAUUCGGUCCAUUCCAACAUUUUGAUCCACUAUCACUCGGAGCAACACGUCUCUUGAUUCUGGCAUCUGCUGUGGACCUGCGACGAGGUUGGCAUACGCUGAUCAUGGUCACAACAAUGUACAUUCUUCGUGCCCUCGCUCUGGAGUUGGAUAUCUGCGGAAGAAUUAGCUCGCGGUUUGAGAACUACCAACUUCUAAGGUAAUCAAUCAAACGGUGGUUCAAAAGGUGCCCUGGAGAGAAGAACAACCUGGACUCGAAACCGAUUUCAAGAAAACUGCAAGUGUAGUGUAGUAGUGUUCCGUCUCAUCGACCGGUGGAUUGCUUUUUGAACGAUUGUUCUGGCAAGGAAGCUCAUGUGCUGGGUCAAUUGUGCACACAAAUUAACAAAUGGAAGGUACGGUACAGUCCUUCAUCUCCUGUCCAUCUGCCGUAGCAUGUGAGUUUCAAGUUCCUGUUUUACUCUGGACCUUUGUUUGAAUUGGUUCAACAUGUUAGUGAAACUAUCAUUCAAAGUCGUAGUUCAAAGUCCGAAGGCCUCAAGUGUUUACAACAAUUCAGUUUUUUUUUGCCAGACAGUAAAUUAGUGAUUCACAUUCCCCAGAGAAACUCUCCGUGCCCAAAUCCGGUCUGACUUCUUGUUAACAGCUGCAAGCAAGGCCCAGGCUCUUGGACAUAUGUACUGUGUGAAUGACUACUGUAGUUCCAUGGUCAUGGUCUUCCCAAGGGGUGUACAACAACACACAUAUAUCAGCGACAAAUA